GGAGAGAGUGCCUUGUUUACCCAUCUUAUCUGACGGUUUCAUAUUUACACCAAAACACUGCAGUCAAAGUCACACACGCACACACACACACACACACAUGUAAAAGUCAAAAAGAGAAGACAGAAAGAGGGAAAACAUAGUAGAUAACAAUACUGUGCCCAGUAGUGGCUUUUUAAAGGAUUUUGAUAACUAAUCUCUGAAGCAGCUAUGUCUCGGCGGGUGGUCCAGGUCCAGCCGGAGGGCAGGGUUCAUGAGGCUAGUCAGUGGAGCACUGGCCUGUGUGAGUGCCAUAAAGACAUAGGGGAUUUGUUUACCUGUAAAGUGACCAGUGCAGUUGGUGCUUGUCCCUGCCUGCCUCUGCUGGACUGUAUCGGCUGUGUACCACCGGCCUCUCUCGCCAUGAGGGCGUCUGUCAGAGAACGAUAUGGCAUACAGGGGAGUGUGUGGAGCGACUGCCUAUACGGCUGCUGCUGCUAUCCUCUAUCUUGGCUCCAGAUCUCCAGAGAGCUGAAGAGAAGAGCAGCAUCCCACGCCUCCACCUCCUCCUCACCAGCCAGAUACACCGCCCUGACCUCCCUGCAGGGGGCGCACUUGGUCUAGACACAUCCAUUUCUUCUGGCCUGACCCACCACCAGUCCUCCAGAGCACAUGAGUUGAUUUAAUCACACUUCCUCUGGUCUGCAGCCACUCCCUGUUACCUCUGAUAAUUCAGCAGGGACACAAUGUGUCCUGCAGAGAGGAAAGUUCAGUUUGUCCAAAGAUGAAGUGAAAGAACUGUGAUAAAAGUCAUUUUCAUGUUAGCUUGGGUCACCAAUCAUCUUAUUAGAUCAUACUCCUUCAGUGGGGGAAAGUAAGUUCAUUUACUCAAGUACUGUGCUUAAGUACAGUUUUGAGAUGCUUGCACUUUACUCAACAAUUUCUACUACUAUUUACUGAUUACCUUUCAUAUUAAGAUUUUACACAACAAACAAAUAAAGUACAAGUUACUGUUA
Lates calcarifer (barramundi perch) is the source of this 992-nucleotide messenger RNA. RefSeq names its product placenta-specific gene 8 protein-like. The record is from RefSeq and is a predicted model, not a curated record. NCBI's taxonomy places the organism in Eukaryota, Metazoa, Chordata, Actinopteri, Centropomidae. The coding region runs from base 208 to 600 and encodes 130 amino acids. The transcript has 4 exons.